Colossoma macropomum (tambaqui) is the source of this 1380-nucleotide messenger RNA. RefSeq names its product stomatin (EPB72)-like 3b (gene stoml3b). Lineage: Eukaryota; Metazoa; Chordata; Actinopteri; Characiformes; Serrasalmidae. The record is from RefSeq and is a predicted model, not a curated record. The transcript has 7 exons. Gene Ontology annotation, cellular component: plasma membrane. The coding region runs from base 96 to 938 and encodes 280 amino acids.
UAGAAGUGUGUUUUAAAGGCACUAACUUCCCACUCUCCAGUUCAGACAGCAGCACAAACACACUCAUACACUCCUCUACUGGGACACAUCACUAUAUGGAAAUGGACAACCAGAUCGAGAGAGGAAACACCAGCAAACAAGACUUAAUCAGUGAGACUAAACCGGGUCUAGGCUGCUGUGGAUGGAUCCUUAUUGCUCUCUCAACUUUUUUCACAAUUCUUUUCUUCCCCAUCAUGACUUUUUUUAGCAUCAAGAUAGUUCAAGAGUAUGAACGAGCUGUAAUAUUCAGACUGGGCCGCAUCACAGCCAGAAGAGCAAAGGGACCAGGCAUCUUCUUCGUCCUUCCCUGCACAGACUCCUUUAUUAAAGUGGACAUGAGAACAGUCUCAUUCGACAUCCCUCCACAAGAGAUCCUGACCAAGGACUCAGUGACAAUAAGUGUUGACGGUGUGGUGUACUUCAGGGUCAGUGAUCCCAUCGCUUCAGUGGCCAACGUGACCAAUGCUGAUUACGCCACACGCCUGCUGGCCCAGACAACCCUAAGGAAUGUCCUGGGCACCAAGAACCUGUCUGAAGUUCUGUCUGAUCGAGAGGGUAUCUCUCACAGUAUGCAGGUGACACUUGAUGAGGCUACAGACUCUUGGGGCAUUAAGGUGGAACGGGUGGAGAUCAAGGAUGUCAAGCUGCCUCACCAGCUGCAGAGGGCCAUGGCAGCUGAGGCCGAGGCAGCCCGCGAGGCCAGAGCCAAGGUGAUAGCAGCAGAGGGAGAGAUGAAUGCCUCACGCGCCCUAAAGGAGGCUUCUCUGGUGAUUGCUGAGUCUCCGUCUGCCCUGCAGCUGCGCUACCUGCAGACCCUCAACACCAUCGCUGCAGAGAAAAACUCCACCAUCAUUUUCCCUCUUCCCAUGGACAUCCUGGGCCACUUAAUAAAAAAAUGAAGUCAGACAUCCACAGACCAUCCGUCACAAGCAUGAGUGUUUACAAAAGGGCUGUGUGGUAAUCUGAGCUAUAACUGCAAAAUUUCACAACUAACUGUUUGCAUGUCUUUGUUGAAUAUUCAGUAGCAUAGAGAGAUGUCUUUAUAGAGAAGCAUAUGCUGAAGCAGUUCAGUAACUUCCACUUUUGUUCCAUGUACAGCUUCCAUAUGUAUGUCAUUAUCAUUGGGCAAUUGCCCAGAUACAUGAUUACUGUAGCAUUAUUGUAAUAUUCUAACUUUACCAUUUCACAUUUUUAAAAAACUGUAUAUACAUAUCCUGUUCUAUAAUGUUCUAAAAUUCUUUGCGUGAAAAACCUUGGAAGCAUGUUUUUAUAUUCAUUGCACAAGUAAAAUGGAAAAAAGAGUCCAAGUUCAGUAUGUCAUUAAAGGCUCAUAUUAUGUCA